Molecule: messenger RNA, 2508 nt
Organism: Ilyonectria robusta
Lineage: Eukaryota; Fungi; Ascomycota; Sordariomycetes; Hypocreales; Nectriaceae
Product: BRCT domain-containing protein
Exons: 2
Coding region: 1-2508 (835 amino acids)
Biological process (GO): mitotic DNA replication checkpoint signaling; DNA replication initiation; mitotic G2 DNA damage checkpoint signaling
Source: RefSeq, a predicted model, not a curated record
AUGGCGUCGCCAAACCCUGUGGACGACGAGUUCGAGUCUGUCUCCAUCGACCCAGCGCAACCGCUCAAGGGCAUCAUCGUGUGCUGCACCAGCAUCCCACCCGAUCAGCGAACUAGCAUCGCCAGCACCGUUGCCGAGCUUGGAGGCGUUCACAAGUACGACCUGACCCCCGACGUCACGCACCUUGUUGUCGGCGACUAUGACACCCCCAAGUACCGCCAUGUCGCCCGUGAACGCCCCGACAUCAAGGCCAUGGACGCCGCCUGGAUCGAGGCUCUGGCCGAGCUGUGGAAGAACGACGACGACAUCGGCUUUCGAGCCCUCGAGUCCCAGCACCAGCUGAAGCCCCUCGAGAAGCGAGGCAUCGACCCCUCCGCCCCCAAGACUGAUCAGCCCGCCGCAAGGGACUCGCUGCUCAUCUGCCUGACGGGCUUCGGCGAUCAGCGCGAUGACAUUGCACGCAAGAUCACCGAGGGCGGCGGCUUGUACACAGGGGACCUGACGAGGCGGUGCACCCAUCUCAUCGUCAGCAAGCCAGAGGGCAAGAAGUUUGCGGCCGCCAAGCUAUGGGGCAUCUACGCCGUCACGCUUGCCUGGCUGGACCAGACCAUCGCCAGAGGAAUGAUAUUGGAGGAGACCAAGUUUGAUCCCACGCUGCCCGCAGAGGAACAAGGCAAAGGCGCGUGGAUCAAAAAGGACCCGAGACGAGCCGACUGGGGCAAGCGAUCACGGUCGGCCAUGACCAAUGCAACAGAGGACGGGCCCAGGAAGCUGAGGAAGACAGCGAGCAUGAAGCUCAACUCACAACGGAACAACCUGUGGGGAGAUAUCCUCGGGAGGUCCACAUCAAGGGAAUAUUCGUUCGCCCACGAGCAGGACAAACCUCCAGUAGAGGCCCCCCAACCCCGAGCAGAGCAGCAACCUCAACCUCCACCGCAGCCCACGAUCCCGGUCCUUCAAGAGAAGCAAGGCGUCUUUGCAGGCUGCUACUUCCAUGUCCACGGCUUCACAUCGCAGCGCACCUCGGUUCUCGAGCAAACCCUCGCUACCCUCGGCGGCACUAUCUGCUCGUUCCUACAUGAAGCUGCCCUCGGCCCCUUUCCUCACACGCCUCUCGGCCGCUUCCUCAUCGUGCCCCAAACCUCGCAACCCGAAUCCCACCCCCCCGCAAACUACGACGGUCUUUACGUUGUCACCGAGUAUUACAUCGAGAAGUGCCUCCACAACAAGCACUUCUUCGAUCCCAACGAGCACGUCCUGGGCCGGCCGUUCCCGCUCUUCCCGAUCCCCGGCUUUGCCGACCUGACCGUCUGCAGCGCCGCCUUCACCGGAAUCGAACUCAACCAGGUCGCCCGCAGCCUGGCCCAAUUGGGCGCCCGCUUCGAGGAGGAGUUCCGCAAGGGCACGAGUGUGCUGGUGUGCAAGUCGCUAGCCUCCAUGCGCAAGGAGAAGCUGCGCAUGGCUCUGAAAUGGGGUGUCCCCGUCGUCUCGGCCGACUGGCUAUGGGAAUGCAUCUCGACGGGCUUCAAGGUACCGCUGGACGACUUCAUCUUCACGGAGCUCAAGAGCCGAUACGAAAUGGCCCAGCAACCACAACCGCUGGCGAAAGCAAAACCUGUCGUCGACGCCCAACCCCGAGCAGUCACCAAACCCAUCCAACGAACGCACUCCGAGCCAUUCCCCCGGGCGUCAAAACCUAACAUGCCCAAGCCGCCCGCAGGAGCAGGCGUCGACACCACCGCCUUCGACCACGACUCUCCCGACAAGCCUCGCCAGAAGCCCUCCAAUACCUACGAUCCUCUCGUCUCUGCCGACUUCGCUACCGCAGACUUCGCUACAGCCCUUACCCAUCCCGCCCCCGAGAGCUUCCCCAAAGACCGCGACUUCGAAGCCCCCCUGACCGAAGUCUCCCCCACCCGCCUCAACAAGUCACCGAUUCCCACCAAGCACACCCUCGCGCGCACCCGCUCCGAGCCCACCAAGACCACCCACCCAUCUCCUCCCACCGAGGACCCCGUCUUGGAGGCAAAGCUCAGGGAGCAGAAAGAGAAGCAGCGCGCAGAGGAGGCCAGAAAACAGGCCAAAGCUGCUGAGCGCCUGGCCCUCUCCUCGAAGCUAACCAGCCUCAUCGAGGCCACGGGUUCAACCACCACCACAACCACAACUACAUCUCACCUCACCGCAAAUGCCCCCGAAGACGAGCAACCGGCAAACGCCAUCCCGCGCCCGCGCCGCCGCCAGAUCUUCGGCCGAGCCAUCAGCAACGCCUCCAACGCCAGCAGCGACGCCGCCCGCUCCGACAGCCUGCGCGACUCCGAGGCCGCAGAGUCCCAGGCCGCGCUCCCGCAGGAACCCCCCGCCACGCAGCUCGAGUACCGUGACGAGCGAGCCCAGGAGUGCAAGGCCGCGCUGAUGAGCCGCAUGAUGGGCGGUAGCGGCGACGUGAAGCCCGUCAAGGGCAUUGAGGGUGUGGGAGUUGGGGGAGGACGCGCGAUGAGGAGGCGGUGA